Eufriesea mexicana is the source of this 3627-nucleotide messenger RNA. RefSeq names its product heterogeneous nuclear ribonucleoprotein U-like protein 1. Gene Ontology annotation, cellular component: nucleus. Gene Ontology annotation, biological process: alternative mRNA splicing, via spliceosome. NCBI's taxonomy places the organism in Eukaryota, Metazoa, Arthropoda, Insecta, Hymenoptera, Apidae. The transcript has 10 exons. Bases 1 to 3276 code for a protein of 1091 amino acids. The record is from RefSeq and is a predicted model, not a curated record. Gene Ontology annotation, molecular function: protein binding; RNA binding.
AUGGAUCCAGAAAAGUUAAAAGUGGUCGAAUUACGGACAGAACUCUCAAAGCGUGGACUCGAUACGAAAGGCGUCAAGUCAGUGCUUGUUGAGAGACUUCGUAAGGCGAUAGAAGAGGAAAAUGCAAGCCAGCUAAAUCAGGGAAAAGUAAAUGCCAGUACUGAAGAAUCACAAGAUGAUGCAGUUCAAGAAAAUGAUGAAAAAUCGACAAAAGUACCACAGACACCAAAAAAGUCUAGUAGAUUAUCCAAAAGUGCUUCUGUGAUGCCAAAGGAAGAUCCUGUGAUGAAAAAACGAAGAACAUCUAGAGUUGGGUAUUCUAGAAGAAGAACGUCUCCAAAAAAAGCAGAUCAAAAUGAUAUGUCUCGUGAACCAUCUCCCACAAUAUCUGAACCUGCUUUACAAGAAGAAGCUAUACCAGAAGAAACUGCACAAGAAGAAGCAGCUAUGCAGGAAGAAACCACUACACAAGAUGAAACAGCUAUGCAAGAAGAUACUGUUGUUCAGGAAGAAACUUCUGUGCCAGAAAAAAAGCUUUUGUCAUCAGAAAAAAAUGAAGAAGAAGGAACAAAAGAUUCAUUGCAAAAUAUAGAGAAUGAGAGUACUAAUUCUAUGGAUGUUAUAAAAGAAGAAGAUGAAAUAAAGGAUACCGAUACUACAGAAAGUAAUAAAAAUGAAAAGGAUAUAACUCUUUCACAAAUAUCUCCUGUAAAAUCACCAGGGGGACAUAGUGAUACUGAUGUUUCAAUUUCAAAGGAAUCAUUAGAUGAUAAAGAUGAUGUGGAUCAAAAACAAGAAUCAAUAGCAGAGAUCAAAUCAAACCAAGAAGCAGUCGAAAACACACGUCUAAAGAAAAGUGAAAAUACUACUCCAGUAUUUUCUGUUACAGAUGCACAAGAAAAUUUGACUGUAAUUAAUGAUACAUGUGAUAAAUCAGAUAAUACUAAAGGGGAAACUAUUCAACACGAAGAGGAAAAUGUAGAAUCUGUAGAUAAUGAUCAUAUUGUAGAAUCAAUUAAUGAUAAUGAAACUACUGACAUUCCUGACACAGAGCAACCAACAAAUGAUUUACUUGGAGAAGAACAAGAUAUAGAUAUCAAUGAAAGUGAUGAAUUAAAAGCUGAAGAUCAGUUCAUGGAGAAUAAAAAUGUUUUGUCUACUAGUGAAAAAGAAGUGGAUAGUAGUAUUGAAAAAAGUCAAGAUGAAGAGGAUAUAGAAAUGACAGAAAUUAAACACGAAGAAGAUACAGAUGUAGAUAUGAAAGAACAAGAUACGAACGACAUGGUUAGGGAUAAAAAGCGGAAAAGAUCUCCUAGUCCUUUAGAAGAUCGGCAUGAUUCGCCCUUUCCCAUUGACAUCGAGAAUGAACCUGAAAUUGAUGAUUCUGCUUUAAUACUGUCGUGGUAUGAUUCGGAUUUAAAUUUGGUUAUUGAUAAAGAUGGAUUUUUUACUGCUACACCUAUGCUCAAUGGCGGAUUUUCGCUCAUGUGGGCUGGUGCAAGAGCGUCCUAUGGUUUUCUUUGUGGAAAGGUUUAUUAUGAGGCAAAAAUAGUUGAAUACUGUACCGUUAAUGCAGAAAAUGAAGAACAUCCACAUGUACUCAGAAUUGGUUGGUCUACUCCUUAUACUUCAAUGCAACUUGGGGAAGAAAAUUUCAGUUUUGGAUAUAGCAGUACUGGUAAAAGAUUAACGGAUAAUCAGUACGAAGAUUAUGGGCUUCAGUUUGGAAAGGAUGACAUUAUCGGUUGUUAUUUUGAUGCGACAACCGAAAAUGUUAUACUGUCUUAUACAGUUAAUGGAAAGGAUCAAGGCAUAGCAUUUAGCAUUUCCAAAGAAGAACUUAGUGACAAACCAUUAUUCCCACAUAUUUUAAGUAAAAAUUGUAGCUUUGCUUGCAACUUUGGCCAAGAAACACCCUGGACAGAUGAAAUUUUACAAGAUUACGUUUCAAUCGGAAAUGUGGAGUCUCAAUAUAAAAUUCCUGGUCCACGAAGACCAGAGAAAAAAGACGAAUGCGAAGUAAUAAUGAUGUGUGGAUUACCUGCUUGCGGGAAAACUACAUGGGCAACGAAAUAUGCAACACAACAUCCUCAAAAGAUGUACAACAUCUUAGGGCUCAGUAGUCUAAUCAAUAAAAUGAAAGAUCCCGGAUUAUCCUACAAAGAAGGUUAUGACGAACAAUGGAAGAGACUUAUCGAUAAAUGUACCGAUGCAUUAAACAAACUGAUGGAAAUGGCUUCUAGUAGAAGGCGUAAUUAUAUAUUAGAUCAAACAAAUGUGUAUCCUUCCGUACAACGACGUAAAAUGAAAAAUUUUUACGGAUAUCAGAGAAAAGCAGUAGUUAUAGUUCCAUCAGAAGAAGAAUUUAAGUCACGCACUAUCAAGCAUAAAUCAAUAGAAGGCAAGGAAAUUACUGAUUCUAUGCUUCUAGAAAUGAAAGCGAGUUUUAGAGCUCCAGUUGUUGGUGAAUCGUUCGAUGUUGUUAAUUGGGUUGAGCUUGAUCAAGAAGAAGGUGGGAAACUUAUAGAAAAUUAUAAUAAGGAGGGGAAAGAAGCAGGCUAUGGAGAACAACAAAUGUAUAAACGACCACGCAUUGAUUUGAGAUCGGAGAACGCCCAUGAUUAUCGAAGUGACAUAAGAAGCAAUCGCGACAAUAGAGAUAAUCGAGAUUAUCGUGACAGGAGAAAUAACUAUUCCGACAGAAAUCGUAAUCCCGUUUGGCGUGGUAAUAUGGGAUGGAGGGAUAGACCACAAAGAGGAGGUGGGCAUAUAAGACACGGUGGUGGUAGUGGGGGUGGUGGUGGUGGUGGUGGUGGUGGAGGCGGUGGUGGUUAUGGGCCUCCGAUGCCACGCAGGAGAAGGGGUGUACCAAUUCCACUUGUACACCGAGGAAUGAAUAGAAGAUGUGGAAAUGUUGACAGAAGAGGAGGAAAUGACAGAGGGCGAGCUUUGGGUUCUCGUCAAGGUACCCGAUCAAGAGCUCCAAUAGGGAAUUAUCAAGGGUCGCAACAGUCCGUUUGGAGUCAGCAAGGCAACUGGCCAAGUGGUCAAUCUCAAGAAGGAUGGGGCCAACAAAAUAAUUGGGGAUCACAACCGUGGAGUAAUUGGAAGAGUUAUGGACAAAGCUCAUACAAUCAAAGCAAUUAUAAUCAACAAGGAUAUGGUAAUGGAAAUUGGAGUAGUUGGAAUCAGCAGUAUUAUAAUCAGUAUUGGGGCCAGCAGCAACAGAGUGGACAAACAACAACAACUAGCGGACAAACUGCGAACAAACAAUAAUCCACUAGGAUAUAUGUCAUAAAAGUGGAAUAAUAAGGCAGAAUGAAAAACAUAACUGCUUCAUCUAACGAUUCCACAAUGGGAUAUAGACUUAUCCUCAAACUGACGAGGAAAAAAAAUGAAAACUCCAGGUCAUAGUGUUGUCGAUACUGGGCAUCGGUUUUGAUCACACAUAAAUAGAUGGACAAAUUUUUCCACGACAAUAUAUUCACAAUUUUUGUUCGUAUAUUUUGCAAUGUACGAAACCCAAAGUUAUCUAUCGCGAUUUUAUAACUCGAGCAACAAUCUAGAUUUUGUCGAGUGAAGGCACCGUUACACAUGCAUCACAUGAAAUUGUUUUGCAUUGCAAAA